Molecule: messenger RNA, 1446 nt
Organism: Clupea harengus (Atlantic herring)
Lineage: Eukaryota; Metazoa; Chordata; Actinopteri; Clupeiformes; Clupeidae
Gene: stk31
Product: serine/threonine-protein kinase 31
Exons: 13
Coding region: 190-1338 (382 amino acids)
Biological process (GO): protein phosphorylation
Molecular function (GO): ATP binding; protein kinase activity
Source: RefSeq, a predicted model, not a curated record
UCUAUGGUCUCGCCACACAAAUCGGGGCAAAUUGCUGCAUCCAAGGUUGAGGUGCACCACGGGAACGCGCCGGUAUAACUUGGGAGAAACAGGAUCGCAACAGGUGGAUCUGCGCGUGGAUUGAUUAGGACUGCAAUUAGAACGGAUUUCAUCUACUGAACUGAACUGAAUUUGUUGGAGUCUGGCGCCAUGGAUCCUUCCAGAGUGGAGACAGAGCAAAUGGAGCUCGUCGGCGUGACUCAUGUUGGUGACGCCAUGACCUUCUGGGCACAGAAUGUGGAUGACGAAGACCUAGUGGAGGCGAUUGGCAGAGCCUUGUCGGUCAAAUGCGACAUCGCCCCAAAGGUGGAAGGAAAGCCGUCCACUCAGAAGAUCUAUGCAGCGCGGUUCUCCGAGGAUCAGUUCUGGUACCGCUGCAUAGUGCAACAGCAGACUGAGGACAAGUUCCAUGUGUUCUACGUAGACUAUGGGAACAGUGAGACGGUGGCGGGCUCGGUUCUGGUGGAGCUCCCGGACGAGCUGCAGUCAGCGCCGCUGGCCAAGAAGUAUCGCUUCUGGGGGUUCCAUCCGCCCAGCGACCAGGACGCCGCACACCUGCAGCAGGGCAAGGCCUUCCUGCAGGACCUCAUCAACGGCAAGAAGCUGCGUCUGCGGAAGAAGUCCGUGUGCUUCGACGGGACCGUGCUGGUGCAGGCCUUCCAGGGGAACCUGAAUGUGGGCGAGGAGGUUCUGAAGAUGCAGUUCGCCCGCUUCAGCGUCCCCGCGGGCCAGGAGAGCCCCCGCUCCCCCCCCGCCGCCGCCGCCGCCCCACAGGACACGCCCCCGCUCUGGUCCCUCCUCCCCAUGGACAGGCCUGGACAAGGAGACUCCGCCGCCGCCUGCCUGCCCAAACUACGCCCCACCCUCACUGAACAGGCCCCGCAGGUCUGCAGGGAGAAGAGCACAGCAACAAUUCUGCUUCCUGCCAACUCACUGAAGAAGCAGGUGGAGCAGGAACUACUGGAAGAAAGUGACCAACUAAGAGAAGAGUUAAAGUGGCUGCAGAAGGGGGUGCAGAGUGGAGUGGAGGAUAAUCAGAAACUUCAGGAGGAGAAGAGCUUCCUGCAGCAGAAAGUUCAAGACCUGGGCGCACAGCUACGGAAGCAAGUGGAGCAGGAACUACUGGAAGAGACUACACUAAGACAAGAGUUAAAGAAGCUGCAGAAGGGGUGCAGAGUGGAGUGGAGGAUAAUCAGAAACUUCAGGAGGAGAAGAGCUUCCUGCAGCAGAGAGUUCAAGACCUGGGCGCACAGCUACGGAAGCAAGUGGAGCAGGAACUACUGGAAGAGACUACACUAAGACAAGAGUUAAAGAAGCUGCAGAAGGGAGUGCAGAGUGGAGUGGAGGAUAAUCAGAAACUUCAGGAGGAGAAGAGCUUCCUGCAGCAGAGAGUUCAAGACCUGGACG